Molecule: messenger RNA, 1206 nt
Organism: Branchiostoma floridae (Florida lancelet)
Lineage: Eukaryota; Metazoa; Chordata; Leptocardii; Amphioxiformes; Branchiostomatidae
Product: countin-3-like
Exons: 6
Coding region: 32-826 (264 amino acids)
Source: RefSeq, a predicted model, not a curated record
AUGUUUUUAUCUACUUUUCCAGUUCGCCGCCAUGGUUCUUGCCGUUCUCCUGGCACAUCAGUGCCUGGCUGACCGCCCCCCUCCCCGUCGCCAGGCGCCCCUGGUUCGGACUGGCGGCAGCUGGUCUCUGAGCAGCAGGGCAUCCAAGCCUAGCAACGUAAACGACAGGGACAAGUGCAAGUUCUGCGUGGAUUUUGCUCAUAACGCUAUCCAGACGAUUGGAGAGGCCAUUCUCGAGGGUGGGCUAACGCAAGGCUGUGAAAAACUGUGUUCGAUCGUUGCCAACAAAACCGGGAGCCAGGCGGUGGGUCUAGCCUGUGACGGGUUGUGUGCCCUCGUCGGCUUUGAUGAGUUCGUCCAUGCAUUUGAAAAGGCUGACGUGGACCCGAUCUACUACUGCGAGUUGCUGAAGCAGUGCCCGAUAGUCGACAACGGCGAUGCGACAAUCACCAAGCUAACCGUCACUCCCAAGUCUGGGCCACAAGGAGAUUUUCUCAUCGACAUGGAGUACGAGACGAAGAACGGCACGGGGACAGGCGAGCUGCUGAUUUACGUGGACCCUGUGGACGGCCUGCCGUUAGGUGCGUCCUUCCUGAACGAGCCCCAGGACCCAGGGAAGUACGACGCACAGAUCACCCUGCAUGCAGUGCCGCAACAAGGCUGCGAGGUCGCAUGCGAAAGUUUUGAGCCGGGCGUUUACAACGUCACUAUGCAUGUCUGCAAUGGCCAGUGUAUGAGCCAUCAUCCCCACAGCAAGAUUUAUGAUAAGAAGAAGACUAACUUCACCAUCACUGGACCAGCACCAACAGAUCCGUCACGGCUGUAAGAAACAAACUCAUAAACAACGUUGACCCCCACUUCUCAUUCUCAGUUGCCCUGCUUGCCUGGCCACAUGAACGAUUGUCAAAGUUAAGAAAUAAACUUGGCCACCUCGCCUAUUGCAAUUUAUCAAGUAUUGAAUAGCAUUGUCAUUUCACCUCAUUGAAAAGCCCACCUAUGACUUGAUUGAAACGACAGCGAACUUGAGUUCGUCAUUUGAUUAGCGUCUUUUUUGCUUUCGUUGUACUUUUAUUUGCUUUCCCUGUGUCUGUAAUUGUGAACUUGUUGAAAAACUUUUGGUGUUUACUUUAUAUCAAGACUGAACGUAAAUUUCUUCUAUCUUUGAACUUUGAAGAUGAAUAGAUGAAUAAAAGCGAAUACAUCUCC